Punica granatum (pomegranate) is the source of this 1524-nucleotide messenger RNA. NCBI's taxonomy places the organism in Eukaryota, Viridiplantae, Streptophyta, Magnoliopsida, Myrtales, Lythraceae. The record is from RefSeq and is a predicted model, not a curated record.
ACUCAUUUUCCUCAGCAGGAAAAAAACAUGAAGAAAAAAUAAGAAGAAAAUUAAAGAGGAAAAAAAAGGAAACAGAAAAGAAACUGAGGCAGAGAAUAUCAUAUAGUACAGAUCUCCAUGCUUUUCUUCUGAUAUUCUUCACCGUACAAUUCCUCCUUCUUUGACUCGGCUCCAUCAUAUUCUUCAAACUGCUGUUGAGAAAGGGAGAGAAAGCUUGUUUGUGCUGCUCUCAAUGGCUUCUCGUGGCAGAAGGGGAGGAGGGCAGUCCAGUUCUCGGUCCGGGAGGAACCGUGGCAUCCCGGUUACUAGGCACUUCAGCAGAGUUCUGAAUCCUGAAAUACUUCAGCUCAAGAAGCUUUGCAUCCCGAAUAGGUUUGCGGCCAAAUACGGGAGUUAUCUAUCAAGCCCGGUACUGCUCAAGGUCUCCGACGGGAAAAUUUGGAAAGUCGGGAUAAAAAAAUGUGGUGGAGCGAUAUGGUUAAGCCGAUGGAAGAAGUUCAUCAAAAAUUACUGCUUGAGGGAGGGAUAUACAAUGUUCUUCCGAUACGAGGGGUACUCCUGGUUUCAUGUGGUGAUAUUGGAUGGUGCUGGGAUGGAGAUUAAGUACCCCUCAAGAUCGAUCCAUAGGAAGAAGGCUAGGGCUGCAACGCAAACUUUCUCGCAGGAAAUGGAAGAAUCGGUCAUAGACAUUGGAAAUUCAACUGAAGAGGGAUCGGGUGAUGAAAGCGAUGACCCAUCCCAGUCUUCGACUUCAAAAGUGAAAGCAGUUGAGUCAAGGAGGAAGAAGAAGUAUAGGAUGAAAUCACGUUCAUCACCAGGCCCUGCAGAUGGUGAAGGUGCUCCAAGGUGGGGCAGAUCGCGAAAUUUGAGCAGAGCUCUUGAAGCCGCUAAUCAGUUCAAAACGAAGAACCCUUCCUUUCAGGUUCAGCUACGGGAGUCUUACAUGACAAGUGGAGGCGUGAGUAUAUGCUCAGAUUUCAUGUUGAAGAAUGGUGUAAAGCGGGAACCUGAGUCAUUUGACAUGGUGACACUGAAGCAUCCCGGCUCUGACCAACGGCGCUCAUGGGCUGUGAAGAUGUUCACCUACGAACCAGAGAAACGGGGCAAGUUGUGCGGUGGAUGGGCCAAGUUUGUUGCCGACAAUUCUUUACGUGUUGGAGACGUCAUCAUAUUUGAGCUUGUUGAUACAAGUGUGUUCCAUGUGCACAUCUUCAGAAGCUCCUCCAGAGCCACCCCCAUCGAAAUCGAGUAGCCGAUUUCAUUCCGAUCUGAAGUAGACCUUGGUGGAUGACUUAAGAAGUAUUUUCUGUUGCUCAGUUAGUUACUUAUCUGACUAUCGAACAUAGAAUGAUGAAAACUUCAUUGAUGCUGAUGAUUCUACUGCUUGGGACAGAAAACUUAUAUUAUUAAAUAGCUCGUGUUUUACAAAUUACUAGCAUUUGUCAGCGUAAUGAAUCUAUUUGGUGACUCUUCUCUUUAUCUUUUAAUGUGAUUGUGGGUUUUAAAGCAUUGAUCAAGCAAACA